Molecule: messenger RNA, 813 nt
Organism: Lactuca virosa
Lineage: Eukaryota; Viridiplantae; Streptophyta; Magnoliopsida; Asterales; Asteraceae
Source: the annotation of a GenBank genome assembly
AUGUCAUUCUACAUCAGAGGUCCAAACUUUGCAGCACUGAAAACAGGUAGUUUUAAGUUAGCUCCUCAUGUUCAGAAACUCACAGGUUUGCAACUUCGUGUCAAUUUGUGGGGCGAUUAUGCCUACAAGAUGCAAGAGUAUAUACAUAACAAUUCAGACAAUCGUCAUAUCGUUGUUAUUCUUCAGUUUGGUCAGAUUAAUGUGUGGAGAGAUCGUCCAAGUGUAAACACCUACUUUACAUCUUCCAAGUUGUUCAUUAACUCUGACAUAGAUGAAAUUAUUGAUUUCAACAAAAUGUUUAUGAUUCCUAUACGUGUGCGAGAUAAUACUGGAACUCUAACCUUAACCAUGUUUGAGAGAGAAGGGAAGUAUCUAUUGAAGCAAUCAGCGAAAGAGUUGGUUAAAAAAAUGGAAAGGCUUGGAGACAAUCUUGAUUUUUAUCCGGGGGGAGUUAAUGCAUUGAAAGGUUUGAAAUUGGCCUUCAAAAUUUCUGUUACAAAAUUCAAUGUGUCAAAAAAGAACAACCAAUAUGGUAUUGCUAGAAUCAGUGAUGAUGAAAGUUUAAUCGAACAACUUGAAAAUAAGUUAACCGAGUCACAGCCUUCUAAUUCACAGUCAUUAGAUUUUGGUUCAGCCGAUUUGCAAUCUCAAGAGAUCAAAAAUUUAAUGGAUGCAAUUUUUGGCACGGACGAUAACAUAACUCCUUCCACUGUCGACAAAAACGAGACAACAAGUCUGAUGAAGAGUUUGAGCACAACACCGGUCUUAAAGAGAAAUCUUAAAGAAGUUUUUAUCUACGGUUUUUAUCUAUAG